This is a messenger RNA of Quercus lobata, 669 nucleotides long. RefSeq lists its product as uncharacterized. The transcript has a single exon. Lineage: Eukaryota; Viridiplantae; Streptophyta; Magnoliopsida; Fagales; Fagaceae. The record is from RefSeq and is a predicted model, not a curated record. Bases 1 to 669 code for a protein of 222 amino acids.
AUGAAAAUUAAGGACGAAGGGGCCCUGACGUUCCCUGGAAAGCUGAAGAGUGAUCCCAACAAACGAUCUAGGGACAAAUAUUGCCGCUUCCACCGUGACCAUGGUCACGACACAGGCGAUUGCUACGAUUUGAAGCAGCAGAUUGAAACCCUUAUCCGACAAGGAAAGCUGCAAAAGUUCAUCAGCAAGGAGAGAACAGAUCCACCCCCACAAGAACAGUACCCCCGGCGAGAGAACGAGCGACCAAGAGCCCCAAUAGGGGACAUAAGGAUGAUAGUCGGAGGAACAGUUAUAAUCGGGUCUUCAAAAAAGGCUCGUAAAACGUACCUUCGGAUGGUACAGAGCAUUCAGCGAACGGGCACCGUGUCGAAGAUAGCAAAAAGAGAAGGCCCCAUUAUCAGGUUCUCAGAAGAAGAUGCACGACGCCUACACCAUCCACAUGACGAUGCUCUCGUCAUCAGCAUGCGGGUAGGAGACUACAACAUGCACUGGGUGUUGGUCGACAACGGCAGCUCAACCGAUAUCUUGUAUUAUCCGGCGUUCCAGCAAAUGAGGAUUGACAAUGAGCGAUUAGUACCGACGAACGCCCCACUCAUUGGUUUCGGAGGAAGCCGGUUAUUCCCUUUAGGCGCGGUCACGUUAUCCAUGACGGUAGGCGAUUACCCCUAG